GCCAUUGAUAAUUGCUUCCUUCGUUGUAUAAACGAAAGUAAAUGAAAACCGACUCAGAAAAAGGACAAAAAAAAGCCUUAGCUUCAAAACUCACUUAGAACUCACCGAAGAGGAGUCGAGAAUGUGUUGAUCGAUCAUGAAUUCAGGGUUUCCUCGUUAACUUUGAUCUUUACAGGUUUCAUAAGAGAGUUAGAUAACAAUGUCGAGACCGAUGUUACUUGUUUUCCUAUUUAUUAUACUCAUAAUCACCUCACAAUUUGAGUGGAGGCAACCACUUGUUGUUGAUGUUGACACGACCCCGAGUGUAUCGCAGAAGCCGCAACAAAUUUCAAGGAGGGAAGAAGCUGUGAAAGAAAAGAUCAUCUUAUCACAAGAGAAGAAGAUUCAGAGACUUAAUGAACUUGUGCGGAGUCUUGAGCAGCAACUGCUGCAGUGCAAGGGUGAUAACAAGACAACUAAUGGCACUGUAAGCUAUUUGACUGAACGGAUUCUUGAGCUUGAGAGGCAACAGAUCUUAGAGGACUAGGCAGGCUAUUAUAUCGCAAAACAUAUGCUCUGAUUGUGGUGCAUUGAAGCUUUAAAAUCCUUGUUUAUCCAUGUAAGUGUAAGUUCAAUAUUUCAUUUGUUGUAAGUUGUAUGGUUUUUUCCCUUCAUUUGUGUCCACUCCAUCUCUUCCAAAUGGAAGCGGUGAAAGCUAUGCACACAGUAUAAAUCAUCCAUUUUACAAUCCUUAGUCAUUGCUAAGUGGCUGCUGUUAUUUGACUCAGCUACUUUGAAACCAAUCUUCUGUUAUUAUACUGUAUUAGAAUUAUCAGCAACAUUUAGCUGAUUGAGAAUGAAAAAAAAAAGAUGUGAUGAGUUUGAUGGUGUA
This is a messenger RNA of Gossypium raimondii (Peruvian cotton), 871 nucleotides long. RefSeq lists its product as uncharacterized. Lineage: Eukaryota; Viridiplantae; Streptophyta; Magnoliopsida; Malvales; Malvaceae. The transcript has 3 exons. The record is from RefSeq and is a predicted model, not a curated record. The coding region runs from base 200 to 526 and encodes 108 amino acids.